AGACAGCACAUCAACAACACAAAGUAGCACACUUUAUUUUUCUCUUUUUAUGUUCACACUCACUGGUUCUGGUUUCUGAUUCCCCUCAUAUAAAAACGCAACCUUUUUCUUCUUUCUGCUCUCUCCGUGCGUCUUUUUUUCUCUUGAACAAAAAAAUCACCUUUCCCUUAUUAGGGUUUUGAAAUGUGGAGGGAGAAUGGGAGGCUCUGAAUCCGUUUCUGUGCCACUUUCCAUUUCCAAUGGCGAAGAGCCCCAAUUGGGUGCAUCUUCUUCCCCCGCCGCUCCUCCUGAGCCAUCAGAUCUCAAUCACGCGGCGGAGGAAGAGGCACUCUCCAGGGAGCUUCAGAGCAAGUUGGAUUUGAAGGAUGGGGAUGAGAGUGAAGAGAGAGUUUCGGACUUGAACGAUGGUAGAGGUGUUUGUGAUGAAGAAACUGGUAAGCCUGACGGAGAUAGUAGGGGUUGGGAGACCAAUAGUUGGAAUGAGGAAGUGGGUGUUGAUGCUGAAGUUCAUGUUUUUGGUGAUGGUGAUGUUCAUGAUGCUGGUGAUGGUGAUGUUCAUGAUGUUGGUGAUGGUGAUGUUGAUGUUGAUGUUGAUGAUGAAGUGGAGAAGAAGGAAGGGGGAAACAGUGGUUUAGCUCAGCACUACCCUUUGAGGCCUGAAGCUGAGGACUGUGCAUUUUAUAUUAAAACUGGGAAUUGCAAGUUUGGGUUUAAUUGCAAGUUCAACCACCCCAUUAGGAGGAAAAGUCAGGCUGUUAAAGAGAAGGCAGGAGAAAGAGAAGAAACCACAGAAAGAUCGGGCAUGACAGAAUGCAAGUAUUAUCAAAGGUCUGGGGGUUGUAAGUUUGGUAAAUCUUGUAAAUAUAACCACACAAGAGGAAAAAUUUCAACAGCACCAGCACCACUUUUGGAACUUAACUUUCUUGGCCUGCCUAUUCGUCUGGGAGAGAGAGAGUGCCCCUACUACAUGCGCACUGGCUCUUGUAAGUUUGGAGCAAACUGCAAGUUCAACCAUCCUGACCCUACAGCUGUUGGAGGAGUAGGAGGUGAUCCUGCUUCAGGGUAUGGUAAUGGAGGGUCUAUUUCAUUACAAGGUGUAUCACAAACAUCUGUACCCUCCUGGUCUUCUCCAAGAACAUUAAAUGAAUCAUCUCCUUUUGUGCCAAUGAUGCUUUCACCUACUCAAGGAGUUUCUACCCAAAGUUCUGAUUGGAAUGGAUAUCAGGCAUCUGUCUACUUACCUGAGAGGAACAUGCAUCCACCUUCUACAUUUGUCAUGAACAACCCAGCAAUUGAUACAAAUGUUUACAUGCACCAUCAAAAGCAGAUGCCUGUUGAUGAGUUUCCAGAAAGGCCUGGUGAACCUGAAUGCAGCUACUUCUUAAAAACUGGGGAUUGUAAGUUCAAGUCUAAUUGUAAAUUCAACCAUCCAAAGAAUCGGGUUGCAAGAUUACCUCCAUGCAACCUCAGUGACAAGGGUCUGCCUUUGAGACCUGACCAAAGUGUCUGCUCCCAUUACAGUCGCUAUGGAAUUUGCAAAUUUGGACCAGCUUGUAAGUUUGACCACCCGAUAAACUUGCAGCCCGUGAUGAUUCCUGGACUUGGUCAGCAAUCCUACUCAAACUCAGCUAGUGUUGAAGUGGCUGGGAUAUUUGGAAGUACAGGUGUUGUAACUGAUGCGACAAUUCAGCAAUCUGUGUAAACAUGUUUGUCUGAGGAUCUUUUUGCUUUGAGGAUCAUAACACCCGAAAUUUGUAGUUUUCUUCUUAAACAUGAUAAAUUUAUUUUACUUUUCCUAGCACUGUCCAAUGCAGCACAAGCUUUGCAAGGAAUAUCAACACACACACACAUCAAACAGUUUUUAUGCAUUUAUUACAAGUAACAACAUCUGCAUAUGUAGAUUAUCUUUUGUUUAUGAUCAGUUGGAUCAUAAUUGUUUUGAAAUGGUUGUCAAUGUGGGUUUUUUUUUUUUUUUUUUCCAGCUGCCAACGGGGUUAUGAACCUUGGCAAAAUUGGCAACUAGUCAAUACAUCUGAUGGAUAGAAUAAAUUGAUAAACCAAUC
Glycine soja is the source of this 2063-nucleotide messenger RNA. RefSeq names its product zinc finger CCCH domain-containing protein 67-like. The transcript has 6 exons. Bases 197 to 1702 code for a protein of 501 amino acids. NCBI's taxonomy places the organism in Eukaryota, Viridiplantae, Streptophyta, Magnoliopsida, Fabales, Fabaceae. The record is from RefSeq and is a predicted model, not a curated record. Gene Ontology annotation, molecular function: mRNA binding; metal ion binding.